GUGUGUGUACUGUGCUGUGUGUGUGUGUGUGUACUGUGCUGUGUGUUGUGUGCGGCCACUUGUAACCUUGGGAGAGCGAUGUUCUAGGCUGGCGUUGCUGUCUGGGAUGGGAUUGCAGCGAUUCGCUAUAUGAUACACACCCCAACCCGCUGUUUGUUCUCCUCUUUAUGAAAUGGAAAAUCGCGGGGUCUACAGUGUCCUCUAUUACUUGGUGUUAAACGCGCCGCUUUUGCUCUAUGUCAACGCAAAAUUUAUCGAGGUGCCUCACGAUGUGACUGCUAAAGAAGGGGAUGAUAUUGAGAUGUCCUGCGCUUUCCGUGCCAGCGGCACCACCUCCUACUCCCUGGAGAUCCAAUGGUGGUAUCUGAAAGAGACGUCAAGGGAGCGGGGGCAUGAGGUGGCACUCAACACCCAGGGCAGCAGAACCAGGGUAUCAUUUGACAAGGAUGCCACCAAAAUCAGCACGGUCCGCGUGUUGGGCAACGACAUCUCCCACAAGCUGCGCAUCUCCGGGGUGAAGAGCGCCGACCAGGGGGUGUACGAGUGCCGCGUCACCGACUUCAUCGACCACCAAACCCAGGAGCACAAGGCCCAGGCCCGGCUGCGGGUCACGGCCCGACACCGGCCCGACGUGCAGGCGGCCGAGGCCGUGUCCCACAUCCAGAGCCACGGGCCCCGCAGGAGCGGCGGCGGCGGCGGCGGCGCCUCCACCCCAGCGCCCGACUCCGACAAGCGGGGACCGGCACCCGAGCCCGAAGCUGCUGCAGAGAGCGGCUCCUCCUCCUCCACCGCCUCCGCCAUCGCCACCGCCUCCUCCUCCUCCUCCCCCCCACCCCACUCGCCCGCCUCGGCCUCGGCCUCGGCCUCUCCGGCCCCGGGCAACGCGGCCAUCAUCGGACAGCACAGCUCCGGUUUGGAACCCCUUUGUGCUACUCACCCAUUCCUGUUUAUCUCUUUGCUGAUCUUACAAAGGCUCUGCACAUAUUAGUAAACUUCUGACUGACUUCUUCGAAGUUGUAUUUCUCAAGUAAACACGGAAAAUGUGCAGCGGAGACAAAAAAAAACUGAAGAAAGGAGAAUUUGAGAACUAGUGCUUUUUUAAAGAAAAAAACACGAAAAAGGAUUUGAAGGCAUGAAGAGAGAGAAAAAAGAAUGAACUUCAAACAUUUUCAACCAUCUAUGUUGCACAUACUAAAUGUCCUCAACGUGAUGCAUUAAUUUUCCAGUAAAUAAAAUUUAAAGCCUUGCUAUUUGCAGCAUGGUUAUUAGUAAUAAGAUUAUUGAUUGUUCUCUGCAACAAAUUGCUACUGGUUGCCAGUUUACUGGUUCAUAGUAUUCUAAAGUGAAAAUGCAGAGCUGGUAAAUCUAAUGAAAUGUGAAUAUUUUAAGUUUUUUUUUGAUGAUUUCCCUCCUUUACUUUUACAGUACCUGUACUUAGAUUUAAUUCCCUGUGAGAAUUUUAAGUAGAUCCAACACAUCCCACCAUAAAUACUAUUUAGCAUCAACAAUAUUUAUUUUUUAAUAAAGAUGGGAAUUAAGGUAAGGCAUUCAUUUAUAAACUGUAUUGAUAUAUUGCUGACAAUAAGUUGGAAUAAAGAAUUUUGAAAUAAUGUCUUCGAUACUGAUUACAGU
Messenger RNA from Callorhinchus milii (elephant shark), 1632 nucleotides. It is a transcript of the gene vstm2b, whose product is annotated as V-set and transmembrane domain containing 2B. The coding region runs from base 173 to 988 and encodes 271 amino acids. The record is from RefSeq and is a predicted model, not a curated record. NCBI's taxonomy places the organism in Eukaryota, Metazoa, Chordata, Chondrichthyes, Chimaeriformes, Callorhinchidae. The transcript has 5 exons.